UCCCCUCCCUUUCUGGAGAAGCAGCUUCCCCGCUUCAGACGCGUUUGCAGGCAGAGCCUGCAGCAGGCAGCGCACGAGCCCUCGCGCUCAGCUCGGGUUUGCCCUCCAGGGACGCCGCGCUCCGGCCGCGCUGCUAACCCGGGGGCGGCCGGCGGCGGAGCCCAGCGCUCCUCUCGCUCUGCCCAGGAAUAAAAACUAUGUGAGGCAUGGUGAUCGGAGUCAGAGAAGGGGAAGGGAGCACCUAAAACUGGUGGAUGCAGCAGAUCCGAUCACUGUGCAAAAGUCUCAAACCAGUUCAGAUGUUGCUGUUUCUUCAAGUUGCAGGUCUAUGGAAAUGCAGGAUCUAGCAAGCCCGCAUAGCCGACUAAGUGGUAGUAGCGAAUCCCCCAGUGGUCCAAAACUUGAUAACUCUCACAUAAAUAAUAAUUCCAUGACACCCAAUGGCACAGAAGUUAAAACAGAACCAAUGAGCAGCAGUGAGAUUGCUACUACUACAGCAGACGGGUCUUUAGACAAUUUCUCAGGAUCAGCAAUUGGAAGCAGUGGUUUCAGCCCAAGACAAACACACCAGUUCUCUCCACCACAGAUUUAUCCUUCCAACAGACCAUACCCACAUAUUCUUCCUACCCCUUCCUCACAAACUAUGGCUGCAUAUGGGCAGACGCAGUUUACUACAGGGAUGCAACAAGCUACAGCUUAUGCCACGUAUCCACAGCCAGGCCAACCCUAUGGAAUCCCUUCGUAUGGUACAUUGUGGGCAGGCAUCAAGACAGAAGGUGGAUUAUCACAGUCACAGUCACCUGGACAGACAGGCUUUCUAAGCUAUGGUACAAGCUUUAGCACACCUCAACCAGGACAGGCUCCAUAUAGCUACCAAAUGCAAGGUAGCAGUUUUACAACAUCAUCAGGAAUAUAUGCAGGAAAUAAUUCACUUACAAAUUCAACUGGAUUUAAUAGUUCACAGCAGGAAUAUCCAUCUUAUCCCAGUUUUGGCCAGGGUCAGUAUGCACAGUAUUAUAACAGUUCACCGUAUCCUUCACAUUAUAUGACAAGCAGUAACUCCAGCCCAACGACACCCUCCACAAAUGCAACAUACCAGCUUCAAGAACCACCAUCUGGCGUCACCAGUCAAGCAGUUACAGAUCCUGCCGCAGCAGAGUACAGUACAAUCCACAGUCCAUCGACGCCCAUUAAAGACUCUGAUUCAGAUAGAUUGCGUCGUGGUUCUGAUGGAAAAUCACGUGGUCGAGGCAGAAGAAACAAUAACCCUUCACCACCACCUGAUUCUGAUCUUGAGAGAGUAUUCAUUUGGGAUUUGGAUGAGACGAUCAUCAUUUUCCACUCCUUGCUUACAGGGUCCUAUGCUAACAGAUAUGGGAGGGAUCCACCUACUUCAGUUUCACUUGGACUUCGGAUGGAAGAGAUGAUUUUUAAUUUGGCAGACACACAUCUAUUCUUUAAUGAUUUAGAAGAAUGUGACCAGGUUCAUAUAGAUGAUGUGUCUUCAGAUGACAAUGGCCAGGACUUAAGCACAUACAACUUCGGAACAGACGGCUUUCCUGCAGCAGCUACUAGUGCUAAUUUAUGCCUAGCAACAGGUGUGCGUGGAGGAGUAGACUGGAUGAGAAAAUUGGCCUUCCGCUACAGACGAGUAAAAGAAAUCUACAACACCUACAAAAAUAACGUUGGAGGUCUUCUUGGGCCUGCAAAGAGAGAAGCUUGGUUGCAAUUAAGAGCAGAAAUUGAAGCUCUGACAGAUUCUUGGUUAACACUUGCACUGAAAGCACUCACACUUAUUCAUUCUAGGACAAACUGUGUGAAUAUUCUAGUAACAACUACUCAGCUUAUUCCAGCUCUGGCAAAAGUCUUGCUGUAUGGACUAGGGGUUGUAUUUCCAAUAGAAAAUAUUUACAGUGCAACUAAAAUAGGAAAGGAAAGUUGUUUUGAGCGAAUAAUUCAAAGAUUUGGAAGAAAAGUAGUGUAUGUUGUUAUAGGCGAUGGUGUAGAAGAAGAACAAGGAGCAAAAAAGCAUGCCAUGCCAUUUUGGAGGAUCUCAAGCCACUCUGACCUUAUGGCCCUUCAUCAUGCCUUGGAACUGGAGUAUUUGUAGCAGCUUAGCAGCACUUUGAAACCCCAGAAUCUCCCUUAUGCCCAUGGACAGUAUGCCUGUGUCUUGUGUCAGCAUUGGACUACAGAACUUUGUGAUUUCGACAUGUUGAUGUACAGCUGAAAUUGGUCUUAACCUUUGCCCUUUCAAUAAAUGGAGGAGCAUGUCUUUUUCUUCAGAACAGCUGUUGACUCUAGUACUAUGAAUCCAAUGAAAACAAGCCAUGCGAAUGUUUUAACAACGUCUUUACCACGUUUGCUACAAAAAAAGGUUCAUACCUGUGAAGAAAGAAAGGACCUGCAGAUACUUUGUAGUUUUUAGACUUUUCAAUGUGACACACACAGCGUCUUCAACACAGCAAACUUGAUUGCACAAUGAAGACUGAGUUUUGCAAAAUACCAGUGGAGUAAUUUUCUUGUAAAGAAGGUUUACUUUUUUGGUUUCUCCUACCCAGGGUACUCUGUACAUCUUAUUUAUGAACGGACUGUGUUUUGACAUCAUAUAACUGAGGAUAUGUAUGAAAGGAUUAAAGGCUAUUGUAAGCCUUUGCCUUGUAAUACAGCAAGUACUUUUGAUUUUAGCACAUUGCAAAGUAGUUUAAAGUAUGUCUAAUUUAAACAAAUAGGUACAUCACUGAGACAAUCAUGUACAGGAAGAUUUUUUUUGUGUAAAUUUGUAAUAAUGGAUGAUUCUUUUACAUAUUGUUUAGGUAAAUGCUAUUGAAAGGUAGUAAUGCCUUGUUGGUGAGGUAUGAGGCAAUGUGUGCACAAACUCUUGUGCUGUGCCUUAUCAAAAUGUUGGGUAUAAAUAUGUAGAUAAUGGAUUUUUUAGAUAAAUUUGUCAAGACCAAAAGCAUGGAUGUCAAGUGUCAAUAAGGAAUUCGUUGUUGUUCUUUUUCAGCUAUUUUCUCCAUUUUCCCCUUAGCUAUUCUGACUACGAAAACAUUGGUUACCACAUCCCACGCGUUAAAUGCGCACACAUAGCUACACCAUUUAAUUGAAGAGGAGUCCCUUGCUGUCUUUUGUUUUCUAUUUUAAUGUUCAUGUAUUAAACCUCUUUAAAGAACUGAAUCAACAAGUUCAUCCCAUAAAAAGAAUGUGGAGAAUAGAGAAUAUAUUAUAAAACAGUACUUAAAAAUCUAAAAAUCAGAUUUUGAUUAAAAAAUGAUACCAGCUAACUUUAUUUUUCUUAAGUUAGAAAAGAGGAUAUUUUGGAGAAACUGAGCAAAAUAUAGUUGUUAUCCCAGUUUACACACUUCACUUUUUUAAUCCUCCUCUACCAGGACUCAUAUUUUCCUAACAGAUAACAUCCAUUGCCGGCAAUGGACACACUAAACCAGUUAUCGCCAGUGAUUACGACUUGCUUGAGUUUCCAUUCAUGCCCAUGAGGAACACUGUGUCUGUCUUUGAGUUAGAACUGUUCUAAUAGGAAUCAUGAGGGCCAUGAGCCAUUUGGUCAGACAAACUGCAAAUCUGACUUCUUGGCCUUAAAUAAACCAAUGUACCAGUUCACUUUCCCUGAUUUUCAUCCCUUCAGUAAAACGAAACCUCAGCUUUGUUGAUUUCUUCUCUGGCUUUUACCCUUUUUUUCUAUUUUCUUUUUUUUUUUUUUUUU
Messenger RNA from Gavialis gangeticus (Gharial), 3721 nucleotides. RefSeq names its product EYA transcriptional coactivator and phosphatase 1 (gene EYA1). Gene Ontology annotation, biological process: multicellular organism development; positive regulation of DNA repair; negative regulation of extrinsic apoptotic signaling pathway in absence of ligand. The transcript has 18 exons. The record is from RefSeq and is a predicted model, not a curated record. Gene Ontology annotation, molecular function: protein tyrosine phosphatase activity. Gene Ontology annotation, cellular component: nucleus. NCBI's taxonomy places the organism in Eukaryota, Metazoa, Chordata, Crocodylia, Gavialidae. Bases 329 to 2110 code for a protein of 593 amino acids.